Colletotrichum fioriniae is the source of this 540-nucleotide messenger RNA. NCBI's taxonomy places the organism in Eukaryota, Fungi, Ascomycota, Sordariomycetes, Glomerellales, Glomerellaceae. The record is from RefSeq and is a predicted model, not a curated record.
AUGAAGGGACCCAGCAAAGCUAUCGGGGGCGUGCUCGCAACACUUGUUGGGCUAACCCAGGCGAACUCCGAUAUCGUUUCCCUCUUCACCAAUGGCGCAGCCUACAUCCAGGAAGCCAGUGCCACCCUAGUUCUUCCUAAGCUGCCUAGCUCUGUCUCAGGAGACGUCGCGAUAUGGAGUGCCAUCAUGAUGGAGAACCAGGCAUCGUUCCUGCAAGGCGUGACUUCCAACUCUCCUAGCUCAAAUCCCACCGUCGGUGACCCCGUCACUGCAUCACCCGGAUCUACGAUUAGGACGCAUUACAAGUUGAACUCGGCAACCAAUCUCUGGGACCAAGAUGUCUACAUUGACAACAAACUCGCUUCCUCAGUCUCUACCAGCUGGGAAGAUGUCUCCAUUGUGCUCAGCCAGGCUGACCAGAGUUUUGGGCACACCGGAGGCUGGGAACAUGGCGCUACCGGUGGCGACAUGUCAUCUCCUGACGGUGGCAAGACUUGGAAUUUCAGCACUCUCAAUAUUCCAACGCAGAAGGCCGAAUAG